This is a messenger RNA of Oncorhynchus keta (chum salmon), 6492 nucleotides long. It is a transcript of the gene rab3ab, whose product is annotated as RAB3A, member RAS oncogene family, b. The transcript has 5 exons. Lineage: Eukaryota; Metazoa; Chordata; Actinopteri; Salmoniformes; Salmonidae. The record is from RefSeq and is a predicted model, not a curated record. Gene Ontology annotation, biological process: maintenance of presynaptic active zone structure; protein secretion; regulation of synaptic vesicle fusion to presynaptic active zone membrane. Gene Ontology annotation, molecular function: GTP binding; GTPase activity. Gene Ontology annotation, cellular component: endosome; synaptic vesicle membrane; plasma membrane. Bases 110 to 769 code for a protein of 219 amino acids.
GCCCACCUCAGUCCUCGACUGUCAGUCAGUCAUAUAACGUCGGUGUUUCUGCAGGUGCUAGACGCGGUGGUGCAUUGGUGUAAUAACAGUCUAAAAUAAAUAUUUAAAGAUGGCUUCAGCUACAGCUACCUAUGGACAGAAGGAGUCCUCAGACCAGAACUUUGACUACAUGUUCAAGAUCCUCAUCAUUGGAAACAGCAGCGUGGGCAAGACCAGCUUUCUGUUCCGCUACGCUGACGACUCCUUCACGCCGGCCUUCGUCAGCACGGUGGGUAUCGACUUCAAGGUGAAGACGAUCUACAGGAAUGACAAGAGGAUCAAGCUACAGAUCUGGGAUACGGCAGGGCAGGAGAGGUACAGGACUAUCACCACCGCUUACUACCGCGGAGCCAUGGGCUUCAUCCUCAUGUAUGACAUCACCAAUGAGGAGUCCUUUAACGCCGUGCAGGACUGGUCAACCCAGAUCAAGACUUACUCUUGGGACAACGCGCAGGUCCUGCUGGUGGGAAACAAGUGUGACAUGGAGGACGAGAGGGUGGUGGCAGCAGACCGGGGUAGGCAGCUCUCUGAACACUUGGGGUUCGAGUUCUUUGAGGCCAGUGCCAAGGACAACAUCAAUGUGAAGCAGACGUUCGAGCGGUUGGUGGACAUCAUCUGCGAAAAGAUGUCUGAGAGCUUGGACGCCGCCGACCCGGCCAUCACAGGGGCCAAACAAGGGCCCCAGCUUACCGAGCAGCCCGCAGCCCCCCAACAGGACUGUGCAUGCUAAAGCUUAAUGACCCCCCCACAUCAACCCAUCCUCAGGUCCCCUCACCCUCACAACCCCCACUCACCCAUCUCCCCCAAAUGAACCUAUCACUCCAUACGGGUGAAUGGGUGAAGUUCACUCUGUUUUUCCCAUGAUCCUCUUGUGCCCUCUGCACCCUUUACUCUGGUUGUCACUAGUUACCACAGACACAAAGUCAUAAUUAUGGCUUAAACCCCACUUAUUUCUACAAUGUAAAUUCUUCAAAUCUGAUUUUUAACCUAACCUUAACCACACUGCUAACCUUAUGCUUAACUCAAACCUUAAAUUAAGACCAAAAAGCUUUUUUUUUUAAAAUCAUACAUUUCAUUAGCCAAUUUUGUCUUUGUGACUGUGGUAACUAAAUCAAAUCAAAUUGUAUUUGUCACAUGCGCCGAAAACGGGUGUAGACCUUAUAGUAAAUGCUUACUUACAAGCCCUUAACCAACAAUGCAGUAAAAAAAAUACCUAAAAAAAAAGAAGAAUAAGAAAUAAAAGUAACAAAUAAUUAAAGAGCAGCAGUAGAAUAACAAUAGCGAGGCUGUAUACAGGGGGUACCGGUACAGAGUCAAUGUGCGGGGGCACCGGUUAGUCGAGGUAAUUGAGGUAAUAUGUACAUGUAGGUAGAGUUAUUAAAGUGAAUAUGCAUGGAUAAUAACAAAGAGUAGCAGCAGCGUAUGAGGGGGCAAUGCAAAUAGUCUGGAUAGCCAUUUGAUUAGAUGUUCUGGGAUAUUAUGGCUUUGGGGUAGAAGCUGUUUAGAAGCCUCUUGGACCUAGUCUGCUAAAUGGCAUAUAUUAUAGACUUGACACUCCAGUACCGCUUGCUAUGCGGUAGCAGAGAGAACAGUCUAUGACUAGGGUGGCUGGAGCUUUGACAAUUUUUAGGGUCUGCCUCUGACACCGCCUGGUAUAGAGGUCCUGGAUGGCAGGAAGCUUGGCCCCAGUGAUGUACUGGGACGUACGCACUACCCUCUGUAGUGCCUUGCGGUCGCAGGCCGAGCAGUUGCCAUACCAGGCCGUGAUGCUCUCGAUGGUGCAGCUAUAGAACCUUUUGAGGAUCUGAGGACCCAUGCCAAAUCUUCUCAGUCUCCUGAGGGGAAUAGGUUUUGUUGUGCCCUGUUCACAACUGUCUUGGUAUGCUUGGACCAUGUUAGUUUGUUGUUGAUGUGGACACCAAGGAACUUGAAGCUCUCAACCUGCUCCACUACAGCCCCUGAGAAUGAGGGCGUGCUCAGUCCUCCUUUUCCUGUAGUCCACAAUCAUCUCCUUUGUCUUGAUCACGUUGAGGGAGAGGUUGUUGUCCUGGCACCACACGGUCAGGUCUCUGACCUCCUCCCUAUAGGCUGUCUCUUUGUUGUCAGUGAUCAGGCCUACCACUGUUGUGUCAUCGGCAAACUUAAUGAUGGUGUUGGAGUCGUGCCUGGCCGUGCAGUCAUGAGUGAACAGGGAGUACAGGAGGGGAUUGAGCACACACCCCUGAGAGGCUCCCGUGUUGAGGAUCAGCGAGGCAGAUGUGUUGUUACCUACCCUUACCACCUGGGGGAAGCCCAUCAAGAAGUCCAGGAUCCAGUUGUAGAGAGAGGUGUUUAGUCCCAGGGCCCUUGGCUUAGUGUUGAGCUUUGAGAGCACUAUGGUGUUGAACGCUGAGCUGUAGUCAAUGAAUAGCAUUCUCACAUAGGUGAUCCUUUUGUCCAGGUGGGAAAGGGCAGUGUGGAGUGCAAUAGAGAUUGCAUCAUCUGUGGAUCUGUUAGGGUGGUAUGCAAAUUGGAGUGGGUCUAGGAUUUCUGGGAUAAUGGUGUUGAUGUGAGCCAUGAACAGCCUUUCAAAGCACUUCAUGGCUACAGACGUGAGCACUACGGGUCGGUUGUCAUUUAGACAGGUUACCUUAGUGUUCGUGGGCACAGGGACUAUUGUGGUCUGCUUGAAACAUGUUGGUAUUACAGACUCCGACAGGGAGAGGUUGAAAAUGUCAAUGAAGACACUUGCCAGUUGGUCAGCGCAUGCUCUGAGUACAUGUCUUGGUAAUCCGCCUGGCCCUGCGGCCUUAUGAAUGUUAACCUGUUUAAAGGUCUUACUCACAUUGGCUGCGGAGAGCAUGAUCACACAUUCGUCCGGAACAGCUGAUGCUCUCAUGCAUGUUUCAGUGUUACUUGCCUCGAAGUGAGCAUAGAAGUUAUUUAGCUUGUCUGGUAGGCUCAUGUCACUGGGCAGUUCUCGGCUGUUCUUCCCUUUGUAGUCUGUAAUAGUUUGCAAGCCCUGCCACAUCUGAUGAGCGUCGGAGCCGGUGUAGUACGAUUCGAUCUUUGUCCUGUAUUGACGCUUUGCCUGUUUGAUGGUUCGUCGGAGGGCAUAGCGGGUUUCUUAUAAGCUUCCAGCUCCUUGAAAGCGGCAGCUUUAACCUUUAGCUCAGUGCGGAUGUUCCCUGUAAUCCGUGGCUUCUGGUUGGGGUAUGUACGCACAGUCACUGUGGGGAAGACGUCAUCGAUGCACUUAUUGAUGAAGCCAGUGUCUGAUGUGGUGUACUCCUCAAUCCCAGAACAUAUUCCAGUCUGUGCUAGCAAAACAGCUUAGCUCUGCUUCAUCUGACCACUUUUUUAUUGACUGGGUCACUAGUGCUUCCUGCUUUAAUUUUUGCUUGUAAGCAGGAGUCAGGAGGAUAGAAUUAUGGUCAGAUUUGCCAAAUGGAGGUCGAGGGAGAGCUUGUACGCAUCUCUGUUUGUGGAGUAAAGGUGGUCUAGAGUUUUUUCCCUCUGGUUGCACAUUUAACAUGCUGGUAGAAAUUUGGUCAAACGGAUUUAAGUUUCACUGCAUUAAAAUCCCUGGCCACUAGCAGUGCCGCCUCUGGAUGAACGUUUUCCCGUUUGCUUAUGGCGGUAUACAGCUCUUUGAGUGUGGUCUUAGUGCCAUCAUUUGUCUGUCGUGGUAUGUAGACAGCUAUGAAAAAUUCAGAUGAAAACUCUAGGUAGAUAGUGUUGUCCACAGCUUAUCAUGAGAUACUCUACCUCAGGCGAGCAAAACCUUAAGACUUUCUUAGAUAUUGUGCACCAGCUGUUGUUUACAAAUAUACAUACAUCGCCACCCCUUGUCUUACCAGAUGCUGCUGUUCUAUCCUGCUGAUACAGUGUAAAAUCCGCCAGCUGUAUGUUAUUUAUGUCGUCGUUCAGCCACGACUCGGUGAAACAUAAGAUAUUACCAUUUUUAAUGUCCCGUUGGUAGUUUAAUCUUGCUCGUAGGUCAUCGAUUUUAUUUUCCAAUGAUUGCAUGUUGGCCAAUAGAAUGGAUGACAGUGACAACUAGUGACAACUCUUUACUCUUCUCCUGAUUGUGGUCAUGAUGGAGUUCUCUAUCCAGAGUCUGUCCCAAAUCCUUAUCAUUGUUUACCUUUCUUUCUCUCAGAUUAAUGCUUUUCUGAUAUCAGCCUUUGUUGGGGACUGAUGGGAAUGCCAUAUUAAACUAUGUGUUGACAUAAAAAGGUCAAUCAUUUGGAAAAUUGUCUUGAUAUUGAAGCCUAGUACAUAUAUACUGGUCUUGUCCCUCCUCUCUGUGCGAAAUAUAAGUAAACAUAUUUAAUUUACAUCAGUCAUUGUUUUUUGUUGUUGUGUGUAUUUAUUAGAAUCCCCAAAUAGCUGUUGCUGAGGCAGAGGCUCCUCUUCCUUGCCUCCAAAAAGGAGACAACAUAGAUUUUUUAACACCAUUCCUUAUUCCAGUCUCAAAUUUUUGUCCAAUCAGCUUUUAUUUUUGUAUACUGGUACCUCUUUCUUUUUUAAAGCUUUUCGUACAUAGAAAAAACCUGUAAAGGAAUAACGAACAAAUUAUAGAUGAGUUUAAAAAACACAGAGACACCUCUUUAUUUAUUUUUGUUUGACAUUUUUCUGUAAAUAAUGUGCAGUACAAGAUAUAUAUGGUAUACAUUUAAAAAAAUGUAUUUUUCUUUUAGUAUAAAGAAAAUAUCUAUGAAGAUGUAUCAAAAAUGAGAGAUCAAUGUUGUAUAUUUUCUCUGGAUCCAUUUAUAUAUUGUUUAAUUAAUUUAAUUGUCACCCCCCUUUAGCCCAUUUAGACAUAACUUCUCAGCUCCUACUAGCCCCUCAGAUAUGUACUAAUACACUCACUAAUAGCAGUAAAGAUGAAUGCUAGUUUGCAUGGAAAAAGGCUGAAGCCACAAAAGCAGAGCAUUCUAUAGCUGCAGUGUGUCAGCAUCGUUCACCGUUUACAUCUGUUUCAAUUAUCUUGUUUCAAAUAUUUGGGAGAAAUAAUGAAUUGCAGUGUGCAUGUUACAUCAGGGGCAAUACUUGCCUCCAUAUGACUUGAAAUAGGCUAAAUGAGACUGCACAAGUGAGAUAAGAUUAAAAAGAGAAAUCAUACUAUCACACAUCCUGUACAAUAACAUAGGUUUAAAAAAAAGCUAUUUAGUAAACUUUCAUUUAGGGACGAAAAAUAUGAAUGACCUUUUGCCUCUUGUCUGUGAAUUGGUUAUUCAGUCCAAGGUCUCACUCCAGGCACGUUUCCAUCUAAAUGAGAGAAUAUAUUACUAAUUGUAUGUGAUCGAAACCACUAUCUCCCUUAAGCCUUUCAUUAUAUUAUACCAAUGGUUGUUUCAAUGACCUUUACUAGAGAACGGAUGAGUGCGAAACAGUCACACAGGUAGAUCAGUCUUUCAAUCAUCCUCAAUAGAUGAAGAGGUCAAAUUUAUACUUCAUUGAGUCCCACCAAAGUUUUGAUGUGGGACGAUAAUGAUAAUUGUGUAACACUAAUAAUAGAAUAAUACUACUGUAGUAACAAUUACAAUAACAACAGUAUCGAAUCAUCGUGAACUUGAGUACCUUGCAGUUCAGUAUACAUUUUCAACAUUAUUUUCUAUACCACAUGGCUGUGAGUUCUCAGUAGUAUCCAGAGAUCCCCCUCUGUAAACUGUCCUCCUCCUUUCCGAUGCGGUCUUCCCUUCUAUGAAACAAACUGUAAAUACAUUUUAGUUAUAGUAUAUAUGUUUAAUGUGUGGAUUGCGUUGUAUUGACUCCAGGCAUGCAAAACAAAAAGGGAAAAAAAGCUGUAACUUUCGUUAUUACAAAGCAAUACAAUACAAAUAGCAAUUAUGUACUUGAUGAUUAAUAUAUUUAUUAUUUUUAAAGGUUUAGUACCUCAGGUUCAGUUGGAAAGUGUCGGGUCAGUUUGUUCUCACUGCUAUUUCUAGGUAGUAUAGAACUGAAUUAGUGGAUUUAUUGCGUUUGUGGUGAGAAAUGUUGUAUCAGAGAUGGCACCAAAGUUACAAAAAAAACAACUACAAACAUUUGACUUGAGUGUAAAUUUUGAAAAGUACUAUAAGAGUAUUUUUGAGCUGAUGUUUUUAUUCUUUGCUUAGAAGGCAACCUUGUGUUUCCAAACCGACCAAUAAGGUUUGCGUUGUCAUGAAGGUAUUGUAAUUUUAGAAAAAGACCCAAAGUGUUGCUUGUUUUUGGAAUUUAUUGAAUCGUUUUGUUUGUGUUCUUUUUUUUAUUAUGCAUCCACCAAACACUGUUCUGGAAAGUACUGUUGACUUGGUUUACAUGUAUCUUUACUUUGUUUUUCAAUUGUGAGAAUACAACAACUAUUAUGCAGUAGUUUGUGUAAUAUAACAAAAAGGGAAUAUAGUGUCAAUGUUAAAUUGUGAACAUUACCAAAUCUACUGAACAUGUGGAAUUCAAUGACAAAAAUACAAGUUUGUGCUGUUACAA